AUGGAUGGCGCAGAGAUCGCAUUGGUCAAUGUGCAAUGGCCUUUUGCGAUCCACCGUGUAUCAACGGGGAUUGCGUAGCACCAGACACCUGCCACUGUCAGCCUGGAUACACUGGUACAACAUGCAACACAGACAUCGACGAAUGUGAUCUGCAGAUCAGUAUAGGAGUCUUCAACUCUGUUCUCAAGUGUGACCACAUGUGCAUAAAUUCCAUCGGUAGCUACCGAUGCGAAUGUGAAUCGGGAUACACCCUGGACACUGAUGAUCGACACACGUGCAAAGAUGCGGAUGAAUGCCUGGUGAGUCGCACCAAUAACUGCCAGCAGAAUUGUACCAACAUUCCUGGAGGCUUUGAAUGCAACUGUCAUGGCGGUUACACCAUCAACGGAGACGGUGCAACGUGUAACG
Asterias rubens (European starfish) is the source of this 408-nucleotide messenger RNA. Its product is annotated as epidermal growth factor-like protein 6. Lineage: Eukaryota; Metazoa; Echinodermata; Asteroidea; Forcipulatida; Asteriidae. The annotation marks the transcript as partial. The record is from RefSeq and is a predicted model, not a curated record. Gene Ontology annotation, molecular function: calcium ion binding. The transcript is spliced from 4 exons.